This is a messenger RNA of Amphibalanus amphitrite, 671 nucleotides long. RefSeq lists its product as uncharacterized. The record is from RefSeq and is a predicted model, not a curated record. NCBI's taxonomy places the organism in Eukaryota, Metazoa, Arthropoda, Thecostraca, Balanomorpha, Balanidae. The coding region runs from base 51 to 671 and encodes 206 amino acids. The transcript is spliced from 4 exons.
UGCUGGGCCCGGCGCCGGCGGCCGGCCACUGCCAGUGCGGCCUGCUGGUGAUGCUGGAGUCGACUGGAGGUCGGCCCUGGACUCUGGGCGAGACGGUGAUGGAGACGGGACCGCGACCGGCCGACUGUCGUCAGCCCUCCGCUGAGAUCGACUGCCUCAACUCCUGCGCCAACACGACUGUGGUCCUGACUGGCGACAUGAACCUUCGAAUGCUGCCUGUUCGACUCUCCAUUGAAACUCAACGUCACGUCUGUCUGACUCUUCGGCCUCAAGAAACUCGGACCUCCGAGCCGAACACCAUCAUGGAACGAACUGCCAGACGUCUGUCUGUGGGAGGAUUCUACCGCUACUGCUCUCACGACUGGAUGCACACCGGUGUCGUGUUUCCCGACAAAAUCUGCUGCCUGGAAAACAAGGUGGUCGACUGUAAUGACAUCAAGGAGCCUAAAGCGCUGCCAUUUAGAACAAUAUUCCGGAAGAGACGUCAAAUCCUCUUCAGGAACGUUGCUAAGCGCUCGAUUAAUCGGUCAACAGCCCAGUUCAGCGAUGCUGCAGGGAAACCGCCUGUCAAGGUGGCGAAUCCUCGAGCCCACCUAUUUGGCCCGCGCAUUGGUCGUGCGUUUUACGCCCCUUACCAGUACACUGAUAAGGCUAACCCAGAUGAGCUCUAG